AUGUGGACAUGCGGCGUCGAUCAAGAUUCUGUAGGAUACGAAAUAGCAGACCGAGCGGCCGUCAGUUCGCGCGCGUGGACCCGUCGCAAUUCGCCGCAUCCUAUCCCGUCGUGUCCGUCGGUAGUGCGCGGUGGGAGGGUUAAAGUUUUUAGUUCGUCCGCGGUCCGCCGGAGGCACCCCGUGAUCUUGGCUGCGACGAUAGACGCGACGACGACGACAACGACGCUGCCGUCACGCCGCGCGGCCGCCACGGGUUCAGUAUACCGCCACGACGCAAUCCGAACACAACUUCUCCGCAUAAAGCCGCCGCAGACGUAACGUAGUCGUAACGCCGCGUAUUAUCGUACGGUCCGCCGUCGCGAAGCGAUUUAUCGGUUUGACGACCCUCGCCUCCGACUUUGGAAUUCCGAUAUCUCUCCCGUGUGUUUUUUUUUUAUUAUUUUUUUUUUUUUUUUUUGGUGGAAAAAUUAGAAUUUAAAAAAUCCGAAACGCCUAAUCGCCCGCGUUGCACACGCAUACCAUGAUGAAGUGAACCGGAAGCGGACGUACCUUACACCACCGCAUCAGAAUCUGUCAGCCCACAGCCGGCUCCAU
Cinara cedri is the source of this 594-nucleotide messenger RNA. Lineage: Eukaryota; Metazoa; Arthropoda; Insecta; Hemiptera; Aphididae. The record is from the annotation of a GenBank genome assembly.